AAAAAUUGUAUUUCAGGUUAAUUGAUUAAUUAACUUUGAAAAGUAUACUUUCGACAUGAAAUAAAGAAACUAAAAUAAAUUCUUGUUUUGAUCUUUUCCGAUAAUAAUGGAAGUCCAAGAAAAUAAUUCUGACGAAGGCGAUGUGUGGGCUCAAACAAUUUUCACAAUAACUCCUCAAGAGAAUGGAACUUUACGUGAAAUAAUUGAGGAGACACAAAUUUCGGGAAAUCCGAAUGAGAAAUUGGAACUCGAGGAAAAUAAUAUUAUUCGUGAACACAAAAUUGAAAGUCCUGCGAAACACGUCAUUGAUUCCGACGAAUUGAGUCGAGAGCCAUUUGCAGAAGUCGAAUGUCAAACUUAUAUACAGGAUAUUGAGAAAAUUCACAUUCCUAUUGAAUUUAAGGACGAGGCAAGUCAGACGUUUUACAUUGGAACACGAUGUCGAGUUGAAAAUGUUGUCAAAGAAGUCAUUGCCGGAAUCAGUAAAAAAUCCCUUCCCAUACUCAAGAGUGGAGAAAAAUCACAAACUAUCGUCACAUUCGAUGUCAAUUAUCCCCGAGAUGAAAUAAUCGAAAAACUAGUUGCGAAUCAAGAUUCAAAAAUUAGUGAAAUCAAAAGAAUAUCAUCAACCGAGGAAAAUAUUUUCCAAAUUCAUAUCUGGCAUCUUUUAAAUUACAUAAUCGAUCGAGUAUUCUGGAAUUCAGAUCCUGAGGAACCAAUUCGCGAAUAUAGAGACGUCGAAUCACAAACUGAUAUUAUUUGCAAUUGGAAAACGGGAAAAGUGAUUUUUAAUCAAGAAACACAAACACAAUUAACGUGCGAACCAAAAGUUUCGAAUUCGAAAUUAAUUGGCGAUUAUCUGGAAACGAAGAAUUUUGUGAUAAAUUUUGUUGAAGAUUGUUUAUCGAAAGGAGUUUACAAUCGGAUGAUUAUUGAUGAUAUUUUUGAGGAAAUUUUGAACAAUUGUUCGAGGGAAAUUAGAUUUCCUUUCUUGGAUAACGGGGCACAAACACUUGCCACUUACAAAACAGUAGAUGAUGACGGUGAUGAGGAUAUUUUGAAAAAAUUGCGACGUCCACUGGCUGUUGACCCCGAGGAGUCGAAAAUUGUAAUUAAUCAUCUGAUGAAUGAUUUUAUUGAAGAUGUUUUCGUUGCAAUUGCAAAAGAGAUAGAAGUUACUGUUAAGUUUAUCCUUUGUGUCUUGAUUAGAAAUUCUAUUCUCAUCGCCGUACAACUGAGAGAAAAACGGAAGAUUAAGGAACCAAAAUUAUUGGACACGGUAUUCAUUGAGAGAAAAAAGAAAUUAGCAAAACGUGAAAGACCGAAAGUGAUAACAGUUUCAACGCAAACAAAAUUAGCUGGAGUUCCUGAAGUAAAGAAAAUUGGAGAAUUACUUGAAUCGACAAAAAUUUUCUGCUCUGCUUGCGCAACUGAAUCGGAAUGUUGUCAUUUUUGCACUGAAUCGCGAAAUUCAGAUUUUCACUUUACGAUGAAACAGACGGAAAUUCUUCAAACACAAGAUAUUCUCUUGACAUACAAACCGUGUUACAUUGAAAAUAAAUUGCGAAAUGUGAAAACUCCCCGUCUUCAAGUUCCGCAAUUAAGUGAAAAGAGUGAAAAAAUUCAUAAAAUAUGUUCACCGAGCACAAAUUCGGAAACAUCGACAAAUUCUUCGAUGACAAGCAGUGAAUAUAGUAAUGAACCUUUGAAGAAAAUUUGCAGAAAAAGUUCUCCAUGCGGUUGGUCGGAUUUUGAAGUUUCUCCCUCUAAUUUUUGGUCAAGUUCAGACUUCAAGCCACCGUCAAUAAAAUCCUCAUCAAAAUUGACGAAUAAAAUUUCCCUUCAAUCUGAAAAUUCAAAAAUAAAUCGUCUCUCAAAUUCUCAAUGUAAUUUAUCGUCACAAACAGUAACGGCUCUUAAAAUUCUCAAGCGCGCAUUUUGCACCCAAGAAACCUGUUCAAGAAUGGAAGAAAAUUCCAAAACUAAAUUCUCGAACAAAUUUAUUCAAUUUCAGUGAAUGAUUAAAAAAAAAUUUUAAUUAAAAUAAUUUUUAAAAAAAUUCUUUGAGUGAAAAUUCUGAAUGAAAAUAUUAAACAUUGAGAAAAAUAUUCAACGGCAUCAAAUUUAUUGUUACAGUCAAUUGACAAUAGUUACAUACAUAUGCAAAUAAAAGUCGUACACUUUUGCUCUUAAAAUCAAUUCUUGUCAUUUCAAUCGUCUCACAUAAAUUUAAAUGCAACAUUAAUCCUUAUCGAAGAAAUUUUAAUACACAUUCGUUUUCGCAAUGUUGCUUUAUUGUUUAUUUUUCUUCUAAUCCUCCUCUUUUUCUUCAUUUUCAAUUAAAAAAUAUUUCUUUCCUUCUUAAUUUCAAAAAUUUAUAAUUUAUUAUAAUUUACAAUUUUUUCUUAAAUUUAAAAAAGACAAUUUUAAUUUUUAAUGUAAGAAAAGCAAAUUUUUCUUUCAAAAAAUGUUUUUUAUUAUCAAACAGUAUUUUUCAGUCAAUAUUAACAAAAUCUCAAUCAUUAUCGUUGUAAAUUUUUCUUUUUAUUUUAAACGCACAAAAAUAUCGUAUUGUGUUUGAAAAAAAAUAUUUUUUUUUAAUAUAAAAAUUUCUCACAACAA
Messenger RNA from Leptopilina heterotoma, 2622 nucleotides. RefSeq lists its product as uncharacterized. Lineage: Eukaryota; Metazoa; Arthropoda; Insecta; Hymenoptera; Figitidae. The coding region runs from base 107 to 2017 and encodes 636 amino acids. The transcript has 6 exons. The record is from RefSeq and is a predicted model, not a curated record.